Messenger RNA from Owenia fusiformis, 2137 nucleotides. Lineage: Eukaryota; Metazoa; Annelida; Polychaeta; Sabellida; Oweniidae. The record is from the annotation of a GenBank genome assembly.
UACCGAACCACUCUACUAAGCCACACUAAAACUUUACAAUUACAGCUUACAGAACCAGUAGGUAGUUACUACUAGUAUUCAAUAAAUGGAAAAUAUUAUUUGAUGAUGACACUAAAUAUGCUAUUUUAAAUUCAAUUGAAUAUAGUAGUUUUACCAAAGAAAAUGAAGCCUCGGACAUUAAGCCGUAUAAUCGAGUGACUUUAGACCUAGCUGAGUACUUAUUUAAGAAACGCAGCAUUUGUUUACCGUUGCUAUGGAAAACACCAUCGACCAUGGUGCAUGCUGUAAGACAAAUGACGCUGAUGAUGUGAUAAAUAAUGCUGAUGGUGCGAUAAAUAACGACAGAGCUAUGAUAAAUAAUUCUGCUUGUUUGAUGAUAAAUGAUGAUUCGAGUGGUGAUAUUAUUACAAGUGGUUUUCAGAAAAAACCAAAACGCUAUAAACAUGAUAAAGGAGAAGCAGGACUUAGUUGUGAUAUAUGCUGUAGAGUGUUCAAAUGUAAGUCUAAACUAGUGGAGCAUUAUAAAAUUCAUACUGACGAAAAUAACUUCAAAUGUGAUGUAUGUUCUAAAACAUUUACGCAAAAGUCAAAUCUUAACUCACAUUAUAGAAUUCAUACUUUAGAAAAGAACUUCAAAUGUAACGUUUGUUACAAAACAUUUGCAGAUAAGGCUAAUCUUAACGUUCAUUAUAGAACUCAUACUGAAGAAAAGAACUUUAAAUGUGAGAUUUGUUUUCACAUAUUUACACAAAAGUCCUCUCUUAACUUACACUAUAAAAUUCACACUGGAGAAAAGAACUUCAAAUGCGAUGUUUGUUCUAAAACAUUUACACAAAAGUCAAAUCUUAUCAUACAUUACAGAAUUCAUACUGGAGAAAAAAACUUCAAAUGCGAUUUUUGUUCUAAAACAUUUGCGCAAAAGUCAAAUCUUAACACGCAUCAUAUAAUUCAUACUGGAGAAAAGAACUUCAAAUGUGACGUUUGCUACAAAACAUUUGCACGAAAGUAUUGUCUCAAUCUUCAUUAUAGAACUCAUACCGGAGAAAAGAACUUUAAAUGUGAGAUUUGUUAUCAAAAAUUUACACACAAGUCUUCUCUUAACUUACACAAUAAAAUUCAUACUGGAGAAAAGAACUUCAAAUGCGAUGUUUGUUUUAAAACAUUUUCAAAUAAGGCUGAUCUUACUAAACACUUUCGAAUUCAUACCGGAGAAAAGAACUUCAAGUGUGAUGUUUGUUCUAAAGCAUUUGCACAAUCGUCUUCUCUUAACUUACAUUAUGUAAUUCAUACAGGAGAAAAGAACUUCAAAUGUGAUGUAUGCAAUAAAACAUUUGCGCGAAAGAAUGAUCUGACCAGCCAUUACAAAAUUCAUACUGGAGAAAAGAACUUCAAAUGUGAUGUAUGUUCUAAAUCAUUCACAAGAAAGGAAUAUCUUACAAAUCAUUUAAGAAUUCAUACUGGAGAAAAGAACUUUAUAUGUGAUAUUUGUUCUAAAAGCUUUGCACUACAGUCUAAUCUCAUGAAACACUCAAGAAUUCAUACUGGAGAAAAGAACUUCAAAUGUAACAUUUGUUUCAAGCAAUUUAGGCACAAGAAUGGUCUUAACUUACAUUAUAGAAUUCAUACUGGAGAAAAGAACUUCAAAUGUGAUUUUUGUUCUAAAUUAUUUAGGCAAAAGUCCCAUCUUACGGUGCAUUAUAAGAUGCAUAAUAAAGAGAAACUUUGAAUGUGACAGUAAAAGAUUUAAGCCCAAGUCUCAAUGCAUUGUGUACGUGUGAUUUAAUACACUAUUGUGCUGUUUCCGAACCUUUGCAUGAGUGCAGCAGCAAGAAUGCAACCUAUAAAAAAUGAUGCGUGAGUGGAUUAAACCAUCCACAAUUCAUUGGGUCAUGUACUUAAUCUUUGAACGUAUUGCAAAAGAUUUUAUACAAUAUCACCUAAAUAAUGAAUUUAUAGAUUUCCACUCAACUAUAAAAUUGAUGCAGUUUCAAAAGGAUCUAAAAAUAGUUGGACAACAUCUUGCCUCGCUUUUUUGUGAAUAAAAUAUAAUUUACUCAUCACUACUAUGGCCAUACUAUUUCAUAUUCUAACCAAUCACAGUGUUUAUUACUAUAUUUUUAUGAAAUAUUUGUGGCUU